AUGACCCCCGACGAACCCAUCAAUUUCCACCACCCCUACACCCCCUACGAUGUCCAACUCGAUUUCAUGCGCACCGUCUAUGACAUCCUCCAAAAAGGCGACGGCCAAGUCGGCAUUCUCGAAAGCCCAACCGGCACCGGAAAAUCCCUCUCGCUCCUCUGCGCCUCCCUCACCUGGCUGCGCUCCCACAAACGGUCCCAGUACUCGGCCUCUUUUGAGGAGAUCGCAUCCACCAUGCGUGGCGAACCAGACUGGAUGGUGGAUGCUGCGCUGCGAAGGAAGAGGGAGGAACUUGCACGGAAGUGGGAGGAGAGGGAGGGGGGGUUGGAACGGGUGCGAUUGAAGGAACGGGAGUUGGAACGGGAACGGGAGAGGGAGAGGGAAUUGGGGAGAGGGGGUGGUCUUGGGGGGAGGGGGAAGAGGCUUAGGGUGGAUGGGGAAAGGAAAAAGGGGGAGGUGGAUGAGGAGAGGGAGUUUUUGGUUGGGGAUUGGGAGGGGGGUUCUGGUGGUGGUGGUGAUGGCGGGGGGGAGGAUGGGGAUGGGUUGAGUAGGGAGACGAGGGAGUUGAUGAGGAGGGUUGGGUUGGGGGGUGGGGGACAGAAGGAGGAGGAGGAGGAAGUUGGGGAGGAGGGGGGGAGGGAUGAGAUUAAGAUCUACUACACUUCUCGCACGCACUCGCAGUUGACGCAGUUCAUAUCCGAGUUACGGCGGCCUGCAUUUCCACCCUCCAUACCGACUGAAAUGGUAUCUAACGAAAACGAGGAGACACCAACGACGGAAACGGUCAAACAAAUCCCGUUAUCUUCCCGACAAAAACUCUGCAUCAACCCCUCCGUUGCGCGGUUAGGCUCAUUAUCAGCCAUCAAUGACCGCUGUACCGAACUCCAACAGUCCAAAACCAAAGACAAAUGCUCCUUCAUGCCCAACGCCGAGAACCUGAAGCAGACGCAUGAGUUCCGGGACACGGCGCUGGCAACGAUACCGGAUAUCGAAGACUUGCAUCGAAUUGGGAAGGAGCUGCAGGUUUGCCCGUAUUACGCCUCGAGGACAGUUAUCCCGGGAGCGGAGGUGGUCACGCUUCCUUACCCGUUGCUGCUGCAGAAAAGUGCAAGGGAUGCUCUCGGGAUUAAGCUGGAGGGGAAUGUGGUGAUUAUUGACGAGGCUCAUAAUAUUAUGGAUGCGGUUGCUAAUGUGUAUGCGGCGGAGAUCCGGUUGAGUGAGUUGAGGAGGGCCAGGCAGAUGCUGGGGACGUAUGUGAAGCGGUUUGGUAAGAAGCUGAAGGGGGAGAACCGUGUCUUGAUUGCGCAGCUGGGCAAGGUUGUGGAGUCGUUGAGCGAGUGUUUGAAUGCUUUGCUUGGUGUAAAGGGCGACCAAGGGAUCGUUGACUCAAACACGGUCCUAAAUGCCCGCGGGGCAGACCAAAUCAACUUGUACGACCUGAUCAAGUACAUUCAGGAAUCGAAACUGGCGUACAAGGUCGAGAGCUACGCCGCUCAUGUGGAAGAAGGACAGCAGGAUGCUUUGUCCUCUGACAGGAAAACAUCACCGUCGACACCGGUGCUGCAUACCCUCGUUUCGUUCAUGACAGCGCUCACCAAUCUGAGCGCCGAGGGCCGAAUAUUCUACGAAAAGAUCCCACCAACCGACAUCAAAUUAUCCUACCUUCUUCUAUCCCCCACUCACGCCUUCUCAUCUAUCGCCUCAGCAGCCAGGGCUGUGAUUCUCGCCGGCGGUACUAUGUCACCGUUUGACGACUACAAAGCCCACCUUUUCCCGACCUUUCCAUCAACUAAAAUCACCACCCUUAGCUGCGGGCACGUCAUUCCCGCCUCGAACCUCUUCGCCUGGACGCUCGCUUCCACAAAACCAACUACACAAGGCGCUGCAGCCUCUGAUACGAGCGCGGGAACAUUCGAGUUCAGUUUUCAAAGACGCAAAGACCCAGCCAUGAUCCAGCAACUCGGCCUCGUUCUCCUUAAUAUCUGCUCUGUCGUCCCCGACGGCGUGGUGGUUUUCUUCCCCAGCUACGGCUAUCUCGACGAGGUCGUCGCUGCUUGGCAAUCCGCUCCUUCAACCCAACCUGGCCAACAGCCCCCAGCUUCCAUAUGGGACCGCCUCGCUGUAAAGAAGCAUCUCUUCCGCGAGACCCGCGGUGGAGCCACAGAUGAGCUUCUGCAGGAGUACAGCAGCGCCAUUCUCUCUCCGCCUGAUGCCGAAAGCAGCAACAACGAUAAUUCCCAAACUAAUGGUACCAAUAACCCCCGCCGGCCCCCCCGCGGCGCCCUCCUCCUCAGCGUCGUGGGCGGCCGACUCUCCGAAGGCAUCAACUUCUCCGACCGUCUCGGCCGCUGUGUCGUUGUCGUCGGGCUACCCUACCCUAACAUCCACGCGCCUGACUGGAAAGCCCGACUGGAAUAUAUCGAGUCCACCACCUUCACAGCUCUCACUACCCCCUCAUCCGACAACGAUAGCAACACCACCACCAACAGCCCCAACCCUAACGCAGAGAAGCCUGUAAUAGACCCCCUCAACGCCCGCGCCCGCGAACAAGCCAAACAAGCCUCCCGCGCCUUCUACGAAAACGCCUGCAUGCGCGCCGUGAACCAGAGUAUCGGGCGAGCGAUCCGACACAAGGGGGACUAUGCGGCCGUGGUGUUGGUUGACCGGAGGUUUGCUGCAGAAAGGAUCAGGGGGAAACUACCGGGCUGGAUUAGAGAGGGGAUGGUGGAGGGGGCGGAGGGGAAGGGGGUCGGGGGGUUGAUGGGGGGGUUGGGGGGAUUUUUUCGGGGGAGGGGAAUGUUCGGAGGAGAACGGUGA
Molecule: messenger RNA, 2817 nt
Organism: Dichotomopilus funicola
Lineage: Eukaryota; Fungi; Ascomycota; Sordariomycetes; Sordariales; Chaetomiaceae
Product: ATP-dependent RNA helicase chl1
Exons: 4
Coding region: 1-2817 (938 amino acids)
Biological process (GO): establishment of sister chromatid cohesion; nucleobase-containing compound metabolic process
Cellular component (GO): nucleus
Molecular function (GO): DNA helicase activity; ATP binding; hydrolase activity, acting on acid anhydrides, in phosphorus-containing anhydrides
Source: RefSeq, a predicted model, not a curated record